Molecule: messenger RNA, 2126 nt
Organism: Chaetomium fimeti
Lineage: Eukaryota; Fungi; Ascomycota; Sordariomycetes; Sordariales; Chaetomiaceae
Exons: 1
Coding region: 299-1990 (563 amino acids)
Cellular component (GO): membrane
Molecular function (GO): serine-type endopeptidase activity
Source: RefSeq, a predicted model, not a curated record
AGCUCGAGAGCUGCCUGUUAAUGUUGGAAGCUCCCCUCCCUGCAGUCCUGCCGCUGCCCCGCUGUGGGGCCAAUUGCUUGCGCCAAGGCAAACCCCCAAUGGCCCUCCGGCUGGGUCCAGUUCCCGGCCAGCUGGAAUUUUCCCCGACACCCGUCCGCCGACAGCGACCUACCUCCACCUCUUCGAUAUCGAUUCCUCGGCCGGUCGACGGCGAUCUCUCCAGCAGACAUCUACCACAGUACCUUAGUGGAUGGACGGUUAGGUGAACCGGCGCAACUGUGGGCGCCAGAUUUCGACAAUGAGCAGCUGCAGCCUGGGCGUCAAUGCCUUCCGGUCCAGCGUCCAGGCCGCCGCGCACCACUUGACGAGGCCGUAUUCCCGGUUGCUGCCGGUCGCUCCCUUUUCGAGUCGCUGCUUUUCGUCCUGGCCGUCUCCUCAGAAACAACAACAACAACGACAGCCGCAGCGAGCAGGACAUGGCCGCAACGCAGUCACGGGGUCCGCCCUCCUGAAAGCCGCCCGGCCGGUGUUGCCGCAAUGGGUCGGCAUCCGGACAAUACUCGGGGGCGGCCAGACGGUCAUCACCCACUAUGUCGACCUGCCGCCGGAAUAUGAAGAUCGGGACGGACUGCCGUUUGCCAAGCAUGACUUGACAGCAAGUGAGGUGGUUGCCAUUUUCGGGCCGCUCAUGAGCACCACGGGAGGCAACGAGCUCCUGCGGAUCCUCCAUGGCCGGCGCGUCGCCGGGACGCUCGAUGACCCGGCGCUCCGUGUCAAUACGAUCGUGUAUCCGAAGGAGCAGCAGCACAUCGCCCUCGCCUAUCUGCGUGAGAAGGUGCCCGUGGACGAGAUCGCCAACGCGGGUCUCCGGGCCGAGGACGAGCUAGCGGCUCUAGAGAAGGGCGGCACCGCGGCGGAAAAGGAGAAAACAGACGAUAAUCUAGGGUAUGCGACCAAGCUGAAGCUCUACGGGGAGCGAGAAGUCUUGCGGAAGAAAACGAGCGUUUACGGGCGGAGCGCACUCGAUGCGAUUCGUGAGAGCAACGAGGCAAAACGAAAAGCGGAACGCGAGAAGCGAGAGGAGGAAGAGCGGAAGAAGAAGGAAGAAGAGGAGCGACAGGGCAAGGCCGGGCCGCUGCAGGUUGCUGGCGAGCAGACGCGACAGCUGAGCCCCAAGAUGCAAGAGUACAUGGCCAAGGGUCAAUCCAACCUCACGGAGCCGCCUAAGAUGAAGAUGUGGCAGCGGCUUCUGCCGUCGACCACCUUGGUGCUCGCUCUGAUCGGGCUUUGUGUGGCGUACGCCGAGUUCUACCAGCCGGCCAAGCGGGCAGACAGGUGGUUUCCGGAUAUCCCACCGGCGGCGGUCACGGUGGGCACGCUGAUAGCGCUCAACCUGGCGGGCUGGGUGUUGUGGAAGCUCCCGCCAAUCUGGGGGCUCCUGAACCAGUACUUUAUUGUCGUUGUUGCCACACCGCGGGCGGCGACUAUGGUGAGCGCCAUGUUCUCGCACCAGUCAUUAGGCCAUCUCCUGCAGAAUAUGGUUAUCCUAUGGUUCUUGGGCGUGCGCUUCCACGACGAGGUCGGGAGAGGCACGUUCCUGGCAACGUAUUUUGCGUCCGGAGCGCUGGGUGCCUUUGGGACGCUGAGCUGGGCGGUGCUGACGAACCGGCUGACGAUUACGUCCUUGGGGGCAUCGGGGGCGAUCUAUGGGGUCGGUGCGGCAUAUCUCUGGCUGCACCGGUUUGAUGCCUUCAGGAUCUUUGGCCUCCCGCCGCCGCCAAGAGAUGGCGUCGAGGGGCUCACGCUUCUGGCCUUCGCGGCGGCGCUCAACAUCGGCGCCGCCUUCACCGCAAAACGCUUUACCAUCGAUAUCACGGGCCAUCUCGUGGGGAUGAUCGCUGGUAUACUUGGCGGUCACUUGAUCGAAAGGAAAAGGGCGGCGAAGAAGGGAAUAGCCGUCGCAACCAGGAUACCGGUCGCUACCAAGUGAUGGAUGCCUGAAAGGAGAACCAGGCCACCUUGACGAGACGGCAAGUGGGGAUUAACAUAGUGCCGCCGUUGUUGUAUAUCGAAAAUAUCAUGUACAAAGUAUAUACACCGCUAUCAGACAAAGCCUUGCGUUUCAG